This is a messenger RNA of Mycena citricolor, 1714 nucleotides long. The record is from the annotation of a GenBank genome assembly. Lineage: Eukaryota; Fungi; Basidiomycota; Agaricomycetes; Agaricales; Mycenaceae.
CGUCCGUGGGUCUGUGCGGACUGGCUCACCGCUUCACGACAUCAGGUUAACCAAUAUGCCCAAGUAUGUCGAACGCACCCCCACUAGACUUCCACGUGGCGAGGAAGAACAAAACCCGGUGCCGGUCUGCAUGCCUGCGCCGAUACCGCUGCCACAAACGUCGCCCAUGCUUUCCGAUGAGCAGAGACAUGUACUGGAGGCAGUAUGCAGGGGCGAAUCUGUCUUCUUCACCGGGCCUGCCGGCACAGGGAAAUCAGUCUUAUUGCGAGAAAUCAUCAAAACGCUAGAACCGUGCAACCCAUCUACAAUUGCUGUGACGGCGUCGACAGGCGUUGCCGGUCUCAACAUCGGUGGUUGCACUCUGCACUCGUUCGCGGGGAUCGGGCUCGGGAAGGCAUCCAAACAAAGUCUCGCACAGCGGAUCGCCAAGUCACUCAUGAAGCGGCAGAGAUGGAGAAACACCCGUACACUUGUCAUCGACGAAAUCUCGAUGAUCGACGGUGUCCUGUUCGAUAAACUUGAAUACAUUGCAAGAGAAGUGCGAGAAUGUCAGCGUCCCUUUGGUGGCAUCCAGCUGGUAAUCUCUGGAGACUUCUAUCAACUACCGCCGGUGCCCGAUCAAUCCCAUCGUCGACACUCGCCUUCUACUUAUGCUUUUGAUGCCAUAUCCUGGGCAGGCUGUGUAGGCACUCCAGUUGUCCUGUCCCAAGUGUUCCGCCAAAAGGAUGACGUCUUCGUGGACAUUCUAGCCUCCAUCCGAGUGGGGGCUCUGUCUGAUGACCAUAUACAGAAGUUGUCAGCACUAUCGCGCCCGUUGAUCUACGACGACGGGAUCGAGCCCAGCGAAUUAUUCCCCCUUCGAUGCGAUGUGGAACGCUGCAACCAGGAGAGAUUGGCUGCACUACCUGGGGAGACCGUGACCUACCGAGCUAUCGACGGUGCAGGGUUUGAUGUACUUGACAAGCGCAUAGAUCGCGAGAGCGCCCAACGGCUGCUUGAUCGUCUAGUAGCGCUGCCAUCCAUUGGACUGAAGGUAGGUGCCCAAGUCAUGCUGGUUCAGAAUGUUGUACCAGGCUCUCUAGUGAAUGGCAGUGUCGGAAUCGUCGAGGACUUCAUCACUACCAAACAAGCGGUGGAGCGUGGCAUCGCUGUCAUGGUCCCAAAAGAUGAACCAGCGCGACCAACUAAUCUCCAGGCCAUGAACGACGUCGUAUUUGCAAAGAAUCAGCCAUGGCCUCUUGUGUGUUUCACCCAAGAGUGCAGGAUGUUGUGUGCCCCAUUGUACUUCUCGAUCGAGGGGGUCAGAGGAAACUGCGAGGCGCAUCGAACUCAGGUGCCCUUGAUUCUGGCCUGGGCGCUAUCCAUCCACAAGAGCCAAGGCCAAACACUCCAGCGGGUCCGCGUCGAUCUCGACAGAGUAUUUGAAAAAGGACAGGCUUAUGUCGCUUUGUCACGAGCGACCUCCAUGGAACACCUCGAGAUCGCAAACUUGCAGCCGUCCAAGUCCGUGUUAGCCGCUGGAACGAAGUGUACAGAGCGACUGAUCGUAAACCGCAGAAUACAGGCGCAUCCUCGAGUGAUGGAAUGGGAAUCCACCUGGAUGUCGUACGACGAAGAGCCCGAGCCCGAACCAGCACACGCGCGGAGUGACGACUUGUAUGCUCAAUUCGAUGAUUUCGAUGAGGACUACUCUGGGAAUCUGAUAGGUUUAUAG